UAAUAGUAACUUAACCCUAGAUUCUUAUUUCUGGAUAAAGUGAUGGACUCUUCUCUAGCUAUAAAGGUUAAUUUAUUGAUUGCCUUAUUUAUUCAUGAAGCUAAUAGAUGCCAAGAAGCUUUGUGAUUGCGCUGAGACUGACUGCUACAGGCAUAGUUUACAGCUUAUUUGUAUUCUCCUUGAAUUCCUUUUAUUAUUUAAUAGAUACAGCUCACUUUAGAGUGAUAACCUCCUUUUUCCAUUAUUAAAUUUGGAAACUUGGUAUGGAGUUGAUAGUCAACUGAGAAACUGGGUUUCUUGGCAUUUGAUUUAAUUUAUGAAUUAGUCCUUGGUAUUAGAGUAGGGAAGGUAUUUUCAUCUUCUCAGGAACUUGAGCAGUCUUCUUUACUUUCGUAUCUCUUUUCUAAAUGCAACUCUGAUUAUAUGUAUGCAUGUUUCUUUUAAUCAUUUUGCGUUGCAACUUAGAGGGUACUGCCAUGAUAUGCAUAGUGAUGUGUAUUCUCACUCUUUUCUCUCUUACAUGUCUGUUCGUUUUGGGGACGUAAAUGUAAAUAUUAUAGUAUCGUUUCGUUAUAAAACACAAUGUAGUCCUCCCUUGGAUUGACCCCAAAUUUGUUUUGUAGUUAGUGCUUUUUGAGAUGAUUCGUGGCUUUAUAAGCUAGGUUAAAAUUUUCACUAGAGUUAUUUCCCUCCUGUUAAUCUGUUAUCAAAAUCAUCAUAUCCUGUCAUAUCAAUAUUUUCCAUAUCCAUAUGUGUGGUAGAUUUUAAGUUUACUAUACAGUCACUCCAGAAUUAGAAUGUGCUGUUAGCAUGUCAGUGUAAUUUAUCCUAGAUAUUUGGUGUAAAAUUUAUUUUUGCAUUCAAAUCACUAUCUUUCUAGUAUUGUGUUCUCUCAUGGCUUCGUACUUUUGAAGUGUUAAUAAUGGUUCAAUUUUUACAUCAAAACUUACCUGGUAUGGAUUCUACAGUGUUGGUCCCAGCAUGGUAACGCAGCCACCUCCACCUUACUACCCGAGCUCUGGUCUGGAGAACAAGGCUCUUGAACACUCACUGGAUCUCGCCCUCGAUGAUGCCACCAAGGGACACCACGUAUAUGCUGCGCAAAAUGGCUAUGGUUACCAUGGAGCUCUACCUGGCCAUCAGCAUCAUGGACCACCUCCGACACAUGGAAUAAAUGAGCAAGGACAAACUCUGGGGGUGAAUAUGGGCUACAUGGAGAAUAGUUAUUCCAAUUCCAACAACGGUGGCUCUGUGAACUCCCAAGACUCUCUUUGGCAAAUGAAGAUGGCUGCUGCAGCUAGCAACAAUGGCAGUCAAACUGGUAUACCAAGUGUCAAUGACCCCCAGAGUCAAUUCCAGCACUCGCACCCAAAUCUUCAUACACAUGGCUCAACUUAUGGAUAUGAUCCUAUGUCACAUGGUGGCUAUGGAGCUGUUGAUGACUAUGCAGCUUAUCCACAACAACCUGGCGAUCUGGAUUACGCCCAUCAUUUAAAUCAAGGACGAAACAGUGCAAACCCAUCGAGACAAGAGUACGCUCCUUCUGGCGAUCCCUAUGCAGCAGUACAGAAACCAAGAAGGAGAAUGGACCAACAUAUAGAUUCACCAUACCAUGAUGUGAGUGGUCUACCUGAUCCUUAUAUGGACCAGAUGGAAUCAGAUGAAAAACAACCAUCUCAUUUGGGGAUGCCAUAUGACGAAAGCCUCGAAAGUGGGUACUCUACUCCUAACUCAAGAAAUAGAAGAGUUAUACGUGAAAUAAUUGUUUGAGGGUGGGACUCGCGCCAUACGCAUGGCGCGACCUUUCAAACUCAUCCCCCUCCAAACUGGCAAAUAUGAGUCAGUUGUCCUCUACCUCACCACUCUGUAAGGAGCAUAGAACUAAAUACUUUAGACUUACAUCAAAUGAAAGCUCUGAAGUGGGAAGGGGAAAUGUUCUAAGUCAAACCAAAAACUUGUGUCAGUGUUUAAAGGCGUUGACUGCAAGUCACUGCUACAGUUACACAAACCAAAACAACUGUGCAACGAACUGAGAGUUGUGUCCGUGUGUGAAUGUGACUGAAUUUUUGUGUGUAUGUGCAUGACCAUGUUAUGAAUGACAAAAUUGUUGACGACGUGAACUUCUAGGUUUUUAAAUCAAGAAGAUUUUAGUCAUUGUUAAAAUUUUUUGUUAAGUGGCAUAGAAUACUCAUGGGUAUUGUCCUUUCCAUGGUGCUGUGUAGAUGGUUUUCAAGAAGACACAAGACUGAAUUACAGUCUGAAGUGUAUAAAAGGUUUUCAAUUCCCCUAUGCCUAGUCAUUACUUAUUGACAGGUAUGGCAUUAUGUUUUGUGUGGGAUUUCACUUAUGGUUGCAAUACAUGCACUUUUGAAUUGACUGACUAAUAAAAGAACGAAUGGCAAAAUAGUUACGGCACAUAUUAAGGGACGAUUAAGUGUGAUAUUUUUCCAUUUUCUCUUGUCAUUAAUGUGUGUCUACAACACAGUCCCAUCAGUACUGUAAAUAGUUACGUUACAAGCAACAGUUUGUAUAAUGUUAGGUACAUUUUAGUCUGACUGUUCUUUCAAGCAGCCAAUUUGAAGUUAAACCAAACAAAUCUUCAGGAAGUAUAAUGUCCCUUUACAGAUCUUGUUUCUGUUAGAAAUUUUUUCAAACCUCACUCACUCAGAGUCAUUGAUUAAUAUUAUCAGAUUGGUAUACUAAUUAAGAUAGUAUUUUUCCAUUAGUGUUUGCUAUUUCACUAAUCACUGAGCUAGUAGAGGUUUACCAUACAUUUUUUAUUAAAUCACAUUGUCAAUUUUAUGCAAAGUUUUGGCUAUUGUACCAUUUUUAAUUUUUUUUGUGUGUGCUUUGAAUUGAGACAAGAUCUGUGACGAUCAUGUAAGCAAACUGAUUUCUUGUUGGUAAAGUUUAUCUUGAAAGGCAAGGGAUUUUUGUUGAAUCAUGACAAUCGACUUAUUCACUAAGCGGCAGUGUUUUUUUGUUUUUUAUGUGUGCCUUUUUUUUCUUGUUUCUUUUUAUUUCAAUCUUAACCUCCAUCUCCUAGGAAUUUAUUAGUGCUAAGUCUUGUGCCUUGUGAUUCAACAUAAGUCCUGGAAAUUUAGUCAACCUUCUUAAUUGCUAAGGAAUUAUAAGUUUUCAUGUGAUUUGAAUUUGACUGUGCUUACUACUCGACAGAUCAGAUGACAUACUUGUCAGCCUAUUUUUAUCCAUGCAGUAUUGCUUCACCAAUGUUCAUAUAUAAUUUAAUGUAACAGACCACCGUUCUUUGUUUUGUUAAAAAAAAUUACAAGUCACCUCACUUCAGGAGGCGCAUAGGUUUAUCUUUUCACACAUUUUAUAAAAUUUAAAAUUUUUAAUCUUACCAAAGUGAUUCCUGGUUCUACAUGAACCAAUGCCAUUUAUGUGAUGAUUGCUCACAUCACUUAAAUAAUCUAAAACUUUUGAAUUUUUGGGUUUUGUUCUAAAUUCUUAUGUUAUCAUUUGCUAAAUUGCAUAUUCUGAUAUGCAUUUACAUUUCCCUGUCACAAAACUAUUUAUAAAACUAUCAAGUGAUAAUAUUUAGAGUAAUUGGUGUGUGUUAAGGUAAUCCUUUGGACAUUGUAGCCUCUUUUGAGGAACAAGCUCCCAAUAAUUAUCAUCAGUGCCAAAUGAUACCUUGUUAUUUUAAGCUGUGUAAAAUUGGUACUUGUCUUGAUGUGUAUUCUAAUAGCUAUUUGCUGCCGUUUCAGUUUUGAUGUGCCAUUCUGAAAAUAAUUUUAGUUUAAUUCAUACAUCUUUGGUACACACCCUACUUAAUUAUUGGCUCCUCACCUUUUGGGUCUUUCUCUUAUGAAAUACAUGCUGAUUGUGGUGUACACCAGGAAUAGAAAAGGACCAAACAUCCACAUAAACAGCUUGUGUUUCUUUUCUUUUUGUAUUUUUAUACAAAAAUGUUAUUUUUUUAAUUCUCUUUUUUCUUCUUUUCCAUGUGGAAUGCUCAAACUGUGUAUAUUGUGUGAUUUUUAAACUUGUAAUUUAGCUGGUGUACAUACAGAUGCUUGUAUAAAUGUGUCAUACCUAGUUAUCUCUCUAAGUAAAUACCUACUCAGUGAGGAAUUUAAUGUUGAAUCAAUCUGAAGUCAAAAUUAUGUAUGUUGCUUUAUGUAUGACAUGACCUAUUGAAUCAAUAUUAUCAAUCAAAUGUUCAAUAUUGGAUUUCUCACUAGGCUGAUGUAGCUUGAUACAAACACCAACAGGGUGGUCAAAAAUAUACUAUCUCAGAGUUGCAGUAGGGUUUGAAUUUUUCAGUGUAAUAUUUUUAGACAUAGCAGCAUAUAUUCAAACUCUAUUGCAACUCUCUUAGUAAAGUCCAUCCUCUUUAAACAUUAGUACAGCUUUUUCAUGGAUUGUCACAUGACAGUCUGCUAAGCCUCAUCUGCAAUGCAAUGCUGCUUGUGCCUGUGCUAGUGCAGUAUCAAGCUUAAUCGUUUAGGAACAACCAUCCGUCUUUCAUUGUUUUGAUGUUGACCAUUUCAUUUUGUUCUUACAUAUAUUUUAAUCUUUAUGCCUUCCCAUUUCUUCCUUCGCUCCCUCGCCCAUGUUUUAUGUGUUUCAGUUUCUGAUAACCAAAAAAUCACUGUUGUUAAUUUUAUUUUUAGUUUCCGUGUAUAGGUGUAAAUUAGAAGAGAAAAGUUGGUUUCUUUUAGAUGUGUUAUAUUUUUUCAAAUACAUUAUUUUGCUAGAAGCAAAGAGCAAAGUAUUUACGUUCAUGAUCUCAUUUGUUUACAGUUUUGUUAGUAAAUUUUAACUAAUACAGAUUUAUUGUUCAUGUUCAUUGAGUUGUUUGAAAUGUAGGUAUUGUGUUUGUACAUAUCCCUCAUGCUUCGUCUGAUCAUUUUAUUACGAUCAAAAGUGCAAAUGAAUAACAAAGUUUUUAAUGUGACCAUGACUAGUUUAAAGAAUGUGUUAUUAUUUGUUGUUGCUUGCAUUUUCUCAAUAUUUACAGCAUUGCAAAGUAAAUUAUAAUUUGAUUUUAGAUACAUUUUUGUAUGUUGUCUGUGAGAGCUGUACUUAAUGAUGACUCUGUGCAUUUGUGAUUGUAAUGUUAAAUGUAAUUUUGAUGAUUGAGUGACUAAGAAAAGUGUCAAGCUCACACACGCUAUGUAAAUAUAAUUUAAAAACUCAAUCACAAAUACCUGUACAAAUGACUUUGUUGGAUUUUAUAAUGUGAAAUAAAUUGUGUAUCAUAUGACAGAAAAAAGAA
This is a messenger RNA of Frankliniella occidentalis (western flower thrips), 5245 nucleotides long. RefSeq lists its product as uncharacterized. The transcript has 4 exons. The coding region runs from base 982 to 1770 and encodes 262 amino acids. Lineage: Eukaryota; Metazoa; Arthropoda; Insecta; Thysanoptera; Thripidae. The record is from RefSeq and is a predicted model, not a curated record.